Prunus armeniaca (apricot) is the source of this 894-nucleotide messenger RNA. The record is from the annotation of a GenBank genome assembly. NCBI's taxonomy places the organism in Eukaryota, Viridiplantae, Streptophyta, Magnoliopsida, Rosales, Rosaceae.
AUGGUGAAUGCCAAUUUCUCAAGGCCAGACCAAUCUAGGCAAAGUUUGGACUUGGGUGGCUCAGCGAAAACCGUGGUGGAAAGAAGAGCAAGGGAAAUUCCGGCGGACCCUAAGGCAGAGGGCAAGGCCAAGAUGCAUCUAGAUGUGGCCCAGGCUUCCGAGCAAAAAGAACCGACCAAAGAAAAACCUGCAAAAGCAUCUGUGCUAUGUAGUUGGUGCCAAUACGAGGUAACUCUCAAGGUGGUUUCGCCAAAGACCAAGGAAACAACCAAGGAGCCAAGUAGGGAGCCAAUCAAGGAUGAAGUCCAAGUGGGCAGACCAAGGAGUUCUGGAAGAAAUAUGAUCACAAGUUCGGCCGAGAAUUACAACCCACAUAGCCCUAAGGGCAGGAUGGGAGUAAGGCUGAACAAAGGGCCAUUACAUGAAUACCAAGAUAGGCACGAAAGGCCACGAUAUCAGCCUAAGAGGAGAAAUCAACAUGUGCCAUUGAGGUAUGAAGAGAUUGAUCCGCUGAAUCCCAGCCAAGAUAGAAGCAUGUGGAUUCCGAUGGGCAAGGGCAAAAAUCGAGAUGUGGCUUAUGUAUCAAGACCUCACCCAGCAGAUGGUAAUGGUGUUCCAACUUUCAAAAUGUCAAACACUAAGGCAGACUCAUCAAGCAAAGCUGCUGGGAGCAAGUUCCAAGCCAGAGACGCCCAAAGAACUAAGGAAUGCUGGCCUGCACCCUGUCAAAAGCACCCCUUGGACCAGCAUAUAUUUUCACUUCUUUUCCUUCAUCAGAUUCAGCCAAGGAAGAGGAAAGGAAAGAAGAAAAAACAGCAAACCAAGAGUGGAAGCUCCCACUGCACAGCUGCGGGAAAGGAGGAUGUUGAGCCCCCAAAUCCCCUGAAUUCAUGA